AUGAAUGUAAAUAGCUUAACUGGAAUUCGAAAUAUUCCCACGGAUCCCUCAAUUCGUGACGUUAUCCACCGGGCUGCUAUCCAUUGUGCCAUUAUCCACCGUGCCGUUAUCCACCGUGCCGUUAUCCACGGUGACGCUAUCCACCGUGCCAUUAUCCACCGUGCCGUUAUCCACCGUGCCGUUAUCCACCGUGCCAUUAUCCACCGUGGCGUUAUCCACCGGGCUGCUAUCCAUCUUGCCAUUAUCCACCGUGCCGUUAUCCAACGUGCCGUUAUCCACGGUGACGCUAUCCACCGUGACGUUAUCCACCGUGCCGUUAACCACCGUGACGUUAUUAUCCACGUGCCACCGGGCUGCUAUCCAUCGUUAUUCCACCGUGACGCUAUCCACCGUGCCGUUAUCCACCGUUCCAUUAUCCACCGUGCUGUUAACCACCGUGACGUUAUCCACCGUGAUGCUAUCCACUGUGACGUUAUCCAACGUGCCGUUAUCCACGGUGACGCUAUCCACCGUGCCGUUAUCCACCGUGCCGUUAUCCACCGUGCCGUUAUCCACCGUGACGUUAUUCACCGUGACGCUAUCCACCGUGCCGUUAACCACCGUGACGUUAUAACCGUGCCGUUAUCCACCGUGCCGUUAUCCACCGUGACGUUAUCCACCGUGACGUUAUCCACCAUAUCGUUAACCACCGUGACGUUAUCCACCGUGAUGCUAUCCACUGUGACGUUAUCCACCGUGCCGCCAUCCACCGUGACUCUAUCCAACGUACCGUUAUCCACCGUGACGUUAUCCACCGUGCUGCUAUCCAUCGUGCCACUAUCCAACGUGCCGUUAUCCACGGUGACGCUAUCCACUGUGACGUUAUCCACCGUGCUGCUAUCCAUCGUGCCACUAUCCACCGUGCCGUUAUCCAACGUGCCGUUAUCCACGGUGACGCUAUCCACUGUGACGUUAUCCACCGUGCGAUUAUCCACCGGACUGUUAACCACCGUGCCGUUAACCACCGUGCCGUUAUCCACAGUGCCGCUAUCCACUGUGCUGUUAUCCACCGUGAAGUUAUCCACCGUGAUGUUAUCCACCGUUUCCGUUUGUCUUAGCACUCGCUAUAUUUUUGUGCAUUAA
This is a messenger RNA of Acanthosepion pharaonis, 1122 nucleotides long. NCBI's taxonomy places the organism in Eukaryota, Metazoa, Mollusca, Cephalopoda, Sepiida, Sepiidae. The record is from the annotation of a GenBank genome assembly.